Molecule: messenger RNA, 789 nt
Organism: Plectropomus leopardus (leopard coralgrouper)
Lineage: Eukaryota; Metazoa; Chordata; Actinopteri; Perciformes; Serranidae
Gene: lsm10
Product: LSM10, U7 small nuclear RNA associated
Biological process (GO): mRNA 3'-end processing by stem-loop binding and cleavage
Cellular component (GO): cytoplasmic U snRNP body; nuclear body
Molecular function (GO): U7 snRNA binding; histone pre-mRNA DCP binding
Source: RefSeq, a predicted model, not a curated record
UGCGGGAAAGGGGAUUUGUUUACAUCUUAUUUGAACGGCUUGUGUCCACUUUCAGCGGUCUAGCGGUGGAUUUUCACGUGAAAACGGGGUCUAACUAAUCCAGGUACUUUGACGUCUGGAGAUCCUCUCUGUCAGUGUCCAUGGAGUCAGAGGGGACUGACUCCCCGCCCUCGGGCUUGGUGCCUGUAGCUGAGGUCGUCAACUCCAUCCGGGAGCGCACAAUCGCAGAGAACAGCAUGGUGGUCCUGCUGCAGGGUCUGCAGGGAGAGGUGACCACGGUGGAUCUGAGGAACGAGAGCACGGCGAGGGGCCGCGUGGUCAACGUGGACGCCUUCAUGAACAUACGUCUGGAGGACGUGCUGUACCGGGACAGACGGGGUAAACUCACCCAGCUGCAGGACCUGUUCAUCACGGGCAGAAACAUCCGCUAUGUCCACAUCCCAGACCACAUGGACAUAAUGAAGACCAUGGAGAGCCAGCUGGCCAAGAUCCACAGAGUCCGCAACUUCGCCAGUCAAGGUGGAGGCAGAAAAGAGUUUGCCAAGAAAAAAAAAUAAAACUUACUGGAUGCUGUGACUCCUUCAGACCUGCCGCAGAACUGUUCACAACUCAUGUACACCGAGGCAGCUGCAAUGACAGAUCACUGGAAAAAUAGGCAAAAUGGCCUUUCUGGAUUUUGUAUGACAAUUGUUUUUCAUUAUUAUCUGCUGAUUAUUUCCCUGACCAACUGAUUAAAGGAGACAUAUCAUGCUUUUUCUUGGGUUUUUUGCCUUAUAUAUAGUGUUACAA